GGUAGCCCGGGCGAUCUCCCGCUGCCAGCGCUGCCCGGGCUGUCCCUCCCCGCCGCCCCCCGCCCUCCACCUCCGCCUCCCCCCGCCCUCCGCCUCCUUUCCCCCUCCCCGCCCAGCAGCGGUCGCUCCGGCCCCGGCUCUCGGUUAUAAGAUGGCGGCGCUGAGCGGCGGCGGCGGCGGCGCGGAGCAGGGCCAGGCUCUGUUCAACGGGGACAUGGAGCCGGAGGCCGGCGCCGGCGCCGCGGCCUCUUCGGCUGCGGACCCCGCCAUUCCCGAGGAGGUAUGGAAUAUCAAACAAAUGAUUAAAUUGACACAGGAACAUAUAGAGGCCCUAUUGGACAAAUUUGGUGGGGAGCAUAAUCCACCAUCAAUAUAUCUGGAGGCCUAUGAAGAAUACACCAGCAAACUAGAUGCCCUCCAACAAAGAGAACAACAGUUAUUGGAAUCCCUGGGGAAUGGAACUGAUUUUUCUGUUUCUAGCUCUGCAUCAACGGACACCGUUACAUCUUCUUCCUCUUCUAGCCUUUCAGUGCUACCUUCAUCUCUUUCAGUUUUUCAAAAUCCUACAGAUGUGUCACGGAGCAACCCUAAGUCACCACAAAAACCUAUUGUUAGAGUCUUCCUGCCCAACAAACAGAGGACAGUGGUACCUGCAAGGUGUGGCGUUACAGUCCGGGACAGUCUAAAGAAAGCAUUGAUGAUGAGAGGUCUAAUCCCAGAGUGCUGUGCUGUUUACAGAAUUCAGGAUGGAGAGAAGAAACCAAUUGGCUGGGACACUGAUAUUUCCUGGCUUACUGGAGAGGAAUUGCAUGUAGAAGUGCUGGAGAAUGUUCCACUAACAACACACAACUUUGUUCGGAAAACUUUUUUCACCUUAGCAUUUUGUGACUUUUGUCGAAAGCUGCUUUUCCAGGGUUUCCGCUGUCAAACGUGUGGUUAUAAAUUUCACCAGCGUUGUAGUACAGAGGUUCCACUGAUGUGUGUUAAUUAUGACCAACUUGAUUUGCUGUUUGUCUCCAAGUUCUUUGAACACCACCCAGUAUCACAGGAGGAGGCCUCCUUAGCAGAGACUGCCCUUACGUCUGGAUCAUCCCCAUCUGCACCCCCCUCCGAUUCUAUUGGGCCCCAAAAUCUCACCAGUCCGUCUCCUUCAAAAUCCAUUCCAAUUCCACAGCCUUUCCGACCAGCAGAUGAAGAUCACCGAAAUCAGUUUGGACAACGAGACCGGUCCUCAUCAGCUCCAAACGUACAUAUAAACACAAUAGAACCUGUCAAUAUUGAUGACUUGAUUAGAGACCAAGGGUUUCGUAGUGAUGGAGCCCCUUUGAACCAGCUGAUGCGCUGUCUUCGGAAAUACCAAUCCCGGACUCCCAGUCCCCUCCUACAUUCUGUCCCCAGUGAAAUAGUGUUUGAUUUUGAGCCUGGCCCAGUGUUCAGAGGAUCAACCACAGGUUUGUCUGCCACACCACCUGCCUCAUUACCUGGCUCACUCACUAAUGUGAAGGCAUUACAGAAAUCUCCAGGACCUCAGCGGGAAAGGAAAUCAUCUUCAUCCUCAGAAGAUAGGAAUCGAAUGAAAACACUUGGUAGACGGGAUUCAAGUGACGAUUGGGAGAUUCCUGAUGGGCAGAUCACAGUGGGACAAAGGAUUGGAUCUGGGUCAUUUGGGACAGUAUACAAGGGAAAGUGGCAUGGUGAUGUGGCAGUGAAAAUGUUGAAUGUGACAGCGCCCACACCUCAGCAGUUACAGGCCUUCAAAAAUGAAGUAGGAGUACUCAGGAAAACUCGACAUGUGAAUAUCCUACUCUUCAUGGGCUAUUCAACAAAGCCACAGCUGGCUAUUGUUACCCAGUGGUGUGAGGGCUCCAGCUUAUAUCACCAUCUCCACAUCAUUGAGACCAAAUUCGAGAUGAUCAAGCUUAUAGAUAUUGCUCGGCAGACUGCACAGGGCAUGGAUUACUUACACGCCAAGUCAAUCAUCCACAGAGACCUCAAGAGUAAUAAUAUUUUUCUUCAUGAAGACCUCACAGUAAAAAUAGGUGAUUUUGGUCUAGCCACAGUGAAAUCUCGAUGGAGUGGGUCCCAUCAGUUUGAACAGCUGUCUGGAUCCAUUUUGUGGAUGGCACCAGAAGUAAUCAGAAUGCAAGAUAAAAACCCGUAUAGCUUUCAAUCAGAUGUAUAUGCAUUUGGGAUUGUUCUGUAUGAAUUGAUGACUGGACAGUUACCUUAUUCAAACAUCAACAACAGGGACCAGAUAAUUUUUAUGGUGGGAAGAGGAUAUCUAUCUCCAGAUCUCAGUAAGGUACGGAGUAACUGUCCAAAAGCCAUGAAGAGAUUAAUGGCAGAGUGCCUAAAAAAGAAAAGAGAUGAGAGACCACUCUUUCCCCAAAUUCUCGCCUCUAUUGAGCUGCUGGCCCGCUCAUUGCCAAAAAUUCACCGCAGUGCAUCAGAACCCUCCUUGAAUCGGGCUGGCUUCCAAACAGAGGAUUUUAGUCUAUAUGCUUGUGCUUCUCCAAAAACACCCAUCCAGGCAGGGGGAUAUGGAGAAUUUGCAGCCUUCAAGUAGCCACACCAUCACGGCAGCAUCUACUCUUAUUUCUUAAGUCUUGUGUUUGUACAAUUUGUUAACAUCAAAACACAGUUCUGUUCC
Messenger RNA from Diceros bicornis minor, 2650 nucleotides. It is a transcript of the gene BRAF, whose product is annotated as B-Raf proto-oncogene, serine/threonine kinase. The coding region runs from base 152 to 2566 and encodes 804 amino acids. Gene Ontology annotation, molecular function: ATP binding; protein kinase activity. The record is from RefSeq and is a predicted model, not a curated record. Gene Ontology annotation, cellular component: plasma membrane; cytosol; mitochondrion. Gene Ontology annotation, biological process: protein phosphorylation; signal transduction. NCBI's taxonomy places the organism in Eukaryota, Metazoa, Chordata, Mammalia, Perissodactyla, Rhinocerotidae. The transcript has 20 exons.